AUGUCUUGUCAUAGUGAGAUAGAAGCCGAGUGGGCAGACAAAGAAAUUCCAAAACUCAACCAGCUGAUCGCAAAGGAGGAGAAUGAGAUGAGAGAAGAAGCGUGUAUGACGCGAGUUUCAGAUUCGAUUGUCAGAACCCAAUCACCGAGAAACUUCCUAAACUCAACGUCACCAUCAAAACCGUACCAAGCAACAGUCGCAGAGCCUCUAGAAUCGCCACAAACAACUACUGAAUCAAACUCAUCUCAAAUGCCGGAUAUUCUUGGACGAUGGGGGAGUCUGGAAACAUACAGCAGAUUCAACUUUGAAGCUCUUCAGCAUGCCCUCAAACAAGCUCUCACUGGCGAUCAAAGAAACGAUGACGGCAAGCCUGCUGAUCGAAUCGAAUCAACAGAAGAGGCGGGGGCGAAUGAUCAAGAGUCUGAGCUAGAAGCCGCUUUUCUAAAAGACUCCGAUGAAGAGAAUGAAGUUGUUGAAGAGGAUGGAGACGAAGACUGGGAGGAAUACUUUGAUUGCGAAGAGAACAUGAGCGACGAAGAUUACUUCUUGUACGACAGAGGUCUUCGAGAUGAAGUGUCUGAGUACAUAAACGAAGAGGCAGAGCAAGGUCCAGAAGAAGACGAGCCUCAGUUUGCAGCACAUUUAUUUAGCAACCCACUACAAUCACUUGAAGACCAAGAAAACAAUUACGAUGCUAGUCCGCCUAAUUUAACCAAUCUGAAAAAUCCAUCAGAUAAACUUUCUUCCCAAAAGCUAUCCAGAACCUGGGUCACACGCUUCCCGGCUAAGAAGGCAAGAGCAGACGCCGCCGUAUGCCCAGAGGACCUGGUAGAUUUAUAUACCCAUCUAGCGACAAUGUGCUACUUUUACUCAUGA
This is a messenger RNA of Botrytis sinoallii, 876 nucleotides long. RefSeq lists its product as uncharacterized. The transcript has 2 exons. Bases 1 to 876 code for a protein of 291 amino acids. The record is from RefSeq and is a predicted model, not a curated record. Lineage: Eukaryota; Fungi; Ascomycota; Leotiomycetes; Helotiales; Sclerotiniaceae.